Helicoverpa zea (corn earworm) is the source of this 3330-nucleotide messenger RNA. RefSeq lists its product as uncharacterized. The coding region runs from base 201 to 3014 and encodes 937 amino acids. NCBI's taxonomy places the organism in Eukaryota, Metazoa, Arthropoda, Insecta, Lepidoptera, Noctuidae. The transcript has a single exon. Gene Ontology annotation, molecular function: nucleic acid binding. The record is from RefSeq and is a predicted model, not a curated record. Gene Ontology annotation, biological process: DNA integration.
UAUCGAAAAUAUUUUACGAUCAACAUCUUUCUAACAUACCUAUAGAAAAAGAUAACACUAAGUUAAAGUCGUACACAGGUGACGCAAUAGUACCAUUAGGCCGGGUCUCAGUGCGAGUCAGCUGUGCGGGAGCAGCGCAUGCUAUAUUGACAUUGUUUAUUAUUGAGAACGGCGGGCCUCCGCUUAUCGGACGCACCUGGAUGCGCGAACUUAAAUUAAAAUCAUUAAACCUAUUUAACCUCAAAGAAGAUGUAGAUCCUGUUGUUUUGGAAUUGAAACAAGAAUUUCCAGAAGUAUUUUCUGACAAAAUAGGUACAUAUAAACAUAAGUUGACAUUGUACUUGACUGACAGCACUCCGAUAUUUUGCAAGUCACGUGCCCUCCCGCUUGCGCUGCGCGUACCAGUGGAAAAUGAACUUAAACGCUUACAAGACGAAGGUAUAAUUUACAGAGUGGACAGAUCCGAUUAUGGAACACCUAUUGUGCCAAUUAUUAAGCCGGACGGUUCUAUUCGUUUAUGUGGUGAUUAUAAAGUGACUGUAAAUAAAUUAUUAAAAGAUGUUCAUUUUCCACUGCCGAAAAUUGAAGAAAUGUUUGCAACGCUAAGUGGCGGGGAGCAAUAUAGUAAAUUAGACUUAAAGAAUGCUUUCAUGCAACUAGAAUUAUCCGAGAGCUCACAACCGCUAACAGCGAUUACUACACAUGUAGGGACAUUUGUAUAUCGCAGGGCUCCUUUUGGACUAAAAUGCUUACCCGAAAACUUUCAAAAAAUUGUUACCGAAACAUUAAGUGGACUUGAAUUCGUGGUAGCUUUUAUUGACGAUAUUUGUGUGAGUGGCAGGAACAAAUCUCAUCAUUUGGAAAAUUUAAAGAAAGUACUGUCUAGAUUAAGAGAUGCCGGAUUAACAAUAAAGUUUUCUAAAUGUGAAUUUUUAAAAGAUGAGGUUUGUUAUUUAGGAUACCGAAUCAACAAACACGGUCUUUAUACAGAUACAUCAAAAGUAAAAGCUAUAUCUAAAAUGCCCAUCCCCGAAAAUGUGUCUCAGUUAAGAGCUUUAUUGGGGUUUAUCAAUUAUUAUGCUCGUUUUAUUCCCAACCUCAGUACAAUUCUGCAUCCACUUCACUCUCUUUUAAAAAAGGGAGUGACAUGGGUGUGGUCGGAGAGCUGUAACGCCGCAUUUGAGGAAAUCAAGGUAAGAUUGACGAGCGACCCAGUGUUGGCGCAUUACUCGCCAGCGCUCCCGCUGGUGUUGGCGGUGGACAGCAGCGCGUACGGCCUGGGCGCCGUGCUGGCGCAGCUAUACCCCGACGGCAGCGAGCGCCUUGUGUGCUGUGCCUCGCGCACGCUCAAUGACGCUGAGCGGCGGUACAGCCAGGUGGACAAGGAGGCGCUGGCCAUUGUGUAUGGAGUCACGAGACACCAUCAGUAUCUUUUUGGUAGGCAUUUUACUCUUAAGAGUGAUCACAAAGCUCUUAGUUAUAUAUUCGGACCUAAGAAGGGUAUUCCACAAACAGCAGCCAGCCGCUUGCAGAGAUACGCGGUACGGCUCGCAGCUUACGAUUUUAACAUUGUAUUCGUCAGCUCUGAAAAGAAUAGCAAUGCUGAUGGGUUAUCACGAUUACCUUUAGCAAAAACGAAGGCAGAGGAUCAAGACGACGCGGCAUAUUUACAUUUUGUUGAGGACAAUUUCCCUCUUAGUCACAAAGAUGUAGCACAAGCGACAAAGGAAGACAAAAUUUUAUGUAAAGUGUACGGUUAUAUAAUGAGUGGAGGAUGGCCUCUUAUAGGUGAUUCUGAAGAUGAGAAAGCAUAUUUUCAUCGACGUGAAAAUCUACACAUAGAUCACGGGUGCAUAGUUUGGGGAUACAGGAUUGUGGUGCCUGAGCGGCUGCGUGCGCAGAUACUGGAGGAGGUGCACGCGGGGCACGUGGGCGUCGUGCGCAUGAAGAGCAUCGCGCGCAACUACGUGUGGUGGCCGCGCCUCGACAGCGACAUCGAGGCGCGCGCCGCCGCUUGCGCCGCGUGCCGGGCGCAGUUGGACGCGCCACCGAGACACACUCCUGUACCGUAUGUAUGGCCAUCAGAACCUUGGACGAGACUUCAUGUAGAUUUCCUACAGUACCAAGGUAAAUAUUACUUUUUAAUACUGGACUCGCACUCUAAGUGGAUCGAAGUAUUUCUGAUGGGGACCGGUACAUCGGCCAAGUUAGUAACAAACAAACUAAGAGAAUGCUUCUCUCGAUUUGGACUGCCAAAGUGUUUGGUGAGUGAUGGGGGACCACCAUUUCGAUCGGAGGAAUUUGAGUUAUUUUUAACCCGUAACGGGAUUAAACACAUUCUCAUAGCUCCGUAUCAUCCAUCGAGCAACGGCGCUGCCGAGAACGCCGUGAAGACAGUCAAGAAAGUUAUAAAAAAAGCUGCUUCUGAAGGUCAGAAUAUCGAGCGAGCAAUAAACAAUUUUCUUUUAAUAUAUAGAAAUAGUACACAUUCAAGCACACAGCGUGAACCAUCUGUGGCACUGCUAGGACGGAGGUUGCGCAUGCGCUUGGACUUGCUGCGUGCUAGUACUGCAGAUACGGUCGAGGCGGCGCAGGCCAAGCAAGUAGAACAUGCACGAGGUAUGUAUAGAGAGGUACAACCUGGUGAACGAGUGUUGUUUCGAGAUUACUCGCGAAACAAUCCCAAGUGGAUGGAAGGACAAAUCGCUGAGCGCACCGGAGCUGUGACAUAUAGGGUAAAAUCGGACCAGGGGGAAUAUAGAAAACAUAUAGAUCAAAUCGUGCCAUUACGUAAACACACACGUUCCUCAAAUCCUAUGAUCACAGAUAUCGAUACUGAAACAGUGAAUACUGACAAUGACACUUGGGAAUCUGCACCUAAUUCACCGGUGACGUUAUCACCCAAGACCUCAGAGGAGCCGCCCGUCAUACAUGAGUCCAUUUCUGGGGAUUGGGUUAACAAUAAACCUAGAAAUAGGAAUCACAAAAAUAUUAUCGAUAAUCAUGUGCAGUGAGACCGUGUUUGUAGUUAUUAAGAUACCUAUAUUGUUUAAGAAUAAGAAUUAUAGUAAUGUUACUAUAGUUUUGUAAUUUUAAUAAGUAAAUAUAUAUUCUAGUGAUGUGAUACCCUGUCAACUAAGAUUACAUAGUUACCAGUUGAGUAGAAUGUAAGUGUAGGAUUCUUCUUAUUGUUGUAGUAAGUAGUAUUGGUAGCAACUGGCAUUGUUAACUGUUAUACUUAAUUACUUUUUGUCAUAUUUCUCGUGAGGGAGGAAAUGUAAUAUAUUAUAGUGAUGUGGGUACACAAAUAAUAAAUCAGUCUCGCUUAAA